CAGUGAGCUACUAACUUCCCAAGAAGCCAAACGAUAUUUCCUGUUUUACGCUUCCGUUUUUGUAAUUACAGACUUCCAAAAUAAAAGUUGCUCUCGCUAUGGCGUUCGAAAAGCAAGUACAACUAAACAGAUCCUGAUCUGAUGUCAACAAAGGCUUGGGGAACAGGCGGCAAUGAACGGGAGAAAGAAACCUGUGAAGGACAUGGUCACCAAAUGAAAAUAGUUAGGGCACUAGGAUAUAGCUAGUGAGCGGGAGGAGUAUGGAGAAUGAUGAACUUCCGUCAGCGGAUGGGAUGGAUUGGUGUGGGUCUGUACCUUCUGGCUAGCGUGGCAGCCUUCUACUAUGUGUUUGAGAUUAACCAGAAGUACAAUAGACUGACACUGGAGCAUGUUGAGCAGGCUGAAAAGGUCCAGGAAGCCCCAUUACUUGGGGAGCCAGUCUCUUCAUCUAGCUCACCCUCUUCAUGGAUGCACAGUUUGAAAAUGCGGCUUCUCUCUUUCCCCUUUUGGUUGUGGGGCACCAUCUUCCUCAUCCCUUACCUCCAAGUGUUCCUCUUCCUCUAUUCCUGUACCCGUGCUGACCCAAAGACCAUGGGCUAUUGUAUCUUACCCAUCUGCCUGGCAGUGCUCUGCAACCGUCACCAGACCUUUGCCAAAGCAUCCAAUCAGAUUAGCCAGUUGCAGCUGAUUGACACUUAAAAGUGGCGAAGGAAAGAAGAUGCACACUGUCAAAUAGAGGGAAAGAGGAGGAAACACUCCCUGCUCAUUUAAUUUUGGAUUCUGCCAAGAUUGGUCAGCACUCCACAGACAUCCUUUAUGUAAAUUGAUAGGAAGCUGGAACAAUUUGUCAGUUUAAUGGCUUUGAUAAGGGAAUCAAUAUCAAUAUCUUGCACUUGAUAGACCGGUUUACUUUUGUUUCCUCUGUUGUAUUUUACAGCUCAUUGUGGUGUAAAGUCAGUCUGCUCUGAGGGAAAUAAGAUACCUGGAAGAUUGUGACACUAUAUAAAAAAAAAAAAAACAUUUGGCAAGUGUGAAAACACAAGUGAAUGAGUAUUGUGGAAAACCACAUGUAGUUUGACACUCCCUUCUUCGGAGUACGUCUUUUUGAGUGGAAUGUAUUGUAAAAUGAUUUGGAGCAUUGCUUUUAAAAAUUUGUUGUAUGUAUAAAAUUUCAGCAGUGGAUUCCAUAAAUGUUGUGAAAUCUCUUGCCUCGUGCUGUAGACAAGUCACAAAGUAAAGCAGAUUCCAAACAGUGUUGACAGUACCAGCCAUUGGGAAAAUAAAUACGUUAUUUAAAAGUGAAAUUUGUGUUCAGUCUCAAAACUGUAGUGUACCGACAGGCUGCUUACCCGACUGCCAUUUUAAGAGAAACAGCCUUGGGUAAAGAGUACAUUUGAAAUGUAAAAAGUUAUACCUGUCAAAAGAAUAUGGCCAUGAGGGACAAGGUAAUGCAAUUAUAAUUAUACCUUUAAUUUGUGAAUAUUUAUUUCAUGGAUCUGCCAUAUUGUGCCCUGUCAUAUCUGUCAAGACAUGACAUGGUGGAACAAGUGAAUGCUAUAACAUAAAAUGGCUUCCUUGUUACUGACUAAGAACACAGUGAACUAUUAACACCUGCAGGUAUACAUUUAUGAAAUAUAUUCUAGCUACAGUUCUUUAUUUGUUGCACAGAUUAUUUCCUUAAAGCACAACACUUUUUACAGAAAAAAAUGGAAAACUUCCUGAUUCUUUUGUUUUGUGAAAUAAUUUUAUCAUUCGUCACAAAAUACAUUAAUUCACACAUUUAUUUUAAAAUGUGCUAUUGCCUAUAAAAUGCUGGGUAGAGUGAUUAAUGUACAUUUUAUAUUUAUCUCUAUAAGGGCAUCUCUAGUCAUAGGAAGACAUUCUUUUUUUUAAUUUUUUUUAUUUGAUUGUGUGUUAAAUUUCUUCUAUUUAGAACCGGGGAAAAGGUUUUGCCAAAAUUCUUUAGCUUAUUUAGCCUUCCUUUCAAAGACAAUGCUUCUCAUUUAUAAACCAUAAAGUAUGUGAGUAAUCACCUUUGCUCUGGCCACAUUUUGAAUGUAUGACAGGUUUAUCCAUAUAAACCUAAAUGGUGUUGUAGAAGAAUUUCAUCAAAGACUGCUGAAGAAAUACUGUUACUAUCACUGCCUCAAGGUAGCCUAACAUUGUGUUGCCUGACCAGGUUAUUUCUAAUCCGCAUCAUGACCGUGUUUAUCUUUGUACUGUGGAGACAGAGAGAGGCCUUGGCCUGAAGUUAAACUGCCAUGCUCAUUGUUUUUGUGUCUAAAUAUUCCUCAACUUGUUUGAAAGUUUCUUUCUAUAUUCAUCUCAAAGGGCUUGUUGGUACUUGUCAAUUUGAGGGUAUUUAUAUUGGGGUACUGUUUUGCCUUUUAAAAAAAUUGCACUGUGAUUUGAUUGACUUAAAAACAAAUAAAACCUGUUUGAAGAUAAUUUUUCCUCCUAAAAAUGGUCUAAAAAGGAACUUAAUUGCAAAUAUUGUUGUUUCAUUGGUGGUAAACUGCUUUUCACAUGGAAAAUGUAUGUCAUAUAUCAUCUUGAAAAUAAUUUAUAAUAAAAUAUUUUGUGUA
Messenger RNA from Conger conger (European conger), 2585 nucleotides. RefSeq names its product lysosomal enzyme trafficking factor-like. Bases 268 to 699 code for a protein of 143 amino acids. The record is from RefSeq and is a predicted model, not a curated record. The transcript is spliced from 3 exons. Lineage: Eukaryota; Metazoa; Chordata; Actinopteri; Anguilliformes; Congridae.